This is a messenger RNA of Hydra vulgaris (swiftwater hydra), 1258 nucleotides long. RefSeq names its product small ribosomal subunit protein uS5m. Gene Ontology annotation, biological process: translation. Gene Ontology annotation, molecular function: structural constituent of ribosome; RNA binding. The record is from RefSeq and is a predicted model, not a curated record. Gene Ontology annotation, cellular component: ribosome. Lineage: Eukaryota; Metazoa; Cnidaria; Hydrozoa; Anthoathecata; Hydridae.
UUCAGUAUUCGGCACCACAAUACCAAUCAAAAUACUCGGUACUCGGCAGCGAAUUCUGAACCUAAGUGAAGGACUUUACUUACUUACUUUUGUAGUCAGUUUACCAAUUACAUGUAAAAUGAGCUUAAGAAUAUACUCUGGGUUAAAACUGAUAUCCAAAUGUUUAUACUCGAAUACCAAAUGCGGUCAUAAUUUUUCAGCAAUAGGUGAGUUAUGCGACUAUAUAAGGAAACCAUCAUAUUGGGUUAGCAAAAGAUACUAUGUCAUAGGUGAAUAUGACAAGUUAUGGCAAGCAGUCAGCAGUGGGAAAGGAAAAAGAGGGGGAAAGAAAAGAACUGCUGCCAAAGCUAUUGAUGGAGAAUUUAUAAAGUUUGGAAAAGCUAACAUGCAGUUUCCAGGUUUAAAUGCACCUUUGCCCAUUAAAGACAGAGAAAGAUCAGAAAAAAAAAGUACUUUUCCAAAGUCAGAUAGAAUUAAGCAUGCUAAAUUUGAUGCUUCUCUCAGAGGUUGGAGUGGGACGUCAUGGCCUGGAAGAUAUGCUGGUUCACCAGAAACUCCUAAUAAAGAACCUAUUGAAGAUUUCAAAUCUAUAGUGAUUGAGGUUAAAAAGGUUUCAGUAACUCGUGGAAAUGGAAAACGAAAAAGGACAAGUGCUAUAGUUGUAGUUGGUAAUGGAAAAGGAGCAAUUGGAUGGGCAAUUGGUAAAGCAUCUUUUGCUGCAUCAGCAAUACGAAAGGCAAAAAACAAAGCUGUAAACUACCUUCAUUAUGUUCCUGUUCAUGCUGAUAAAACAAUUUAUCACAGCAUAGAAACCAAAGUUAACAGCACCACAAUUAAAUUUGAAAGGAAAGUUCCAGGACAUGGGCGUCGUUGUCAAAGGAUCAUUCGAGCAAUAUGUGAGUUAGCUGGUAUUGAAAAUAUACGCUGCAAGAUUGUAGGACGCACUACACCUCUGUCAGUUGUUAAAGCUACAUUUCAAGGACUCGCUUUACAAGAAACCCAUGAAGAACUUGCUGAAAGAACUGGGAAAAACGUCGUUGAAUUUCGUCCUGAAAGAGGCAACAUUCCUGUCGUUGUUGCAACACCUUCAGAAGCGUCUGUGCUUCGACGUAUAGAGAGAGAAGCGAAAGGUGACAAUGAUGACAUUUCUAAAUACUUUGAUCCUUUUAUGAAUAGCCAUAGACCAAAAACAAUUAACCAAAUACGUCAGUCAUGAUGUCAUAAUUUGUUUGUUCAUUUAAAUACCAAGAUAACUAGU